Molecule: messenger RNA, 519 nt
Organism: Rhodotorula graminis WP1
Lineage: Eukaryota; Fungi; Basidiomycota; Microbotryomycetes; Sporidiobolales; Sporidiobolaceae
Exons: 5
Source: RefSeq, a predicted model, not a curated record
AGCACAAAGUACGACAAGGACGGCAUCGACGUCGUGUUCCUCAACAACGACGGCGCGCGCCUCGAGCACGUCGUCGACCCGGCCGUCGUCGAGCGCACGUUCCGCGAGGUCGAGCCGUUCGGGAGCACGCCGACGGGCAUGGUGCUCGACGAGGUGCUGCGAGCGUACGUCGAGCAAGUCGAGGACGCCAAGGCGACGCGCGAGCGCGUCAAGCCGUUGCUCGUGCUCGUCCUCACCGAUGGCAGGGCCGACGACCCGGACAUGGUCAAGGACAUCAUCGUCGAGAUGGCGCAGCGCCUCGACGAGGUUCGCGCGCCGCCGUACCAGCUCGGGCUCCAGUUUAUCCAGAUCGGCGCCGACCCGGACGCGCGCGCGUUCCUCCAGGAACUCGACGACGACCUCAAGCCCCAGCUCGGCGUGCGCGACAUGGUCGACUGCACGCCCUACGCCGGCGAGAUCUCGCCCGAGUUCCUCCUCAAGGCGGCGCUCGGGAGCGUCAACAAAGCGCUCGACGGCUGA